Messenger RNA from Anguilla rostrata (American eel), 5667 nucleotides. It is a transcript of the gene acsl3b, whose product is annotated as acyl-CoA synthetase long chain family member 3b. Gene Ontology annotation, biological process: long-chain fatty acid metabolic process; neuron differentiation; long-chain fatty-acyl-CoA metabolic process. Lineage: Eukaryota; Metazoa; Chordata; Actinopteri; Anguilliformes; Anguillidae. The record is from RefSeq and is a predicted model, not a curated record. The transcript is spliced from 15 exons. Gene Ontology annotation, molecular function: long-chain fatty acid-CoA ligase activity. The coding region runs from base 475 to 2610 and encodes 711 amino acids. Gene Ontology annotation, cellular component: lipid droplet; endoplasmic reticulum; plasma membrane.
UGUCACUUCCGGGCUGAUAGCGAUGGUUAGUAUCAAGCAACCAAUAAGAAGAAUGGAAUUUUAAUGUAAUACCUUUCUCCGAGAUAUAUUUUAAAGUUGUUUUCAUAUAUGGACAGAUUGCUAGCUAGCAACCGCUGUUCCAUUUCUUAGAUGCUUUUAAUUGACGCCGCCAUUGUUUGGGGAUAGCUUUACAAUAAGGAGUACUGUUUCCCUGUGGGCUCGAUGGACACACAGACAGAAAGACGGACUGACAUUCAGCGGAAGUAAAAACUGUGUGGGGGAGGACUAAGUCGGGAACCAAAAAGCAGAACCUCUGCAGGGUCUCUCUGACUGUGUGAAGAAGAGCAGGUUUCGUCUCAGAAACAUCAGUGGAAGAACAGAGGAGACGAGCGUCUCUCCUCCACACCUCUCCUGCGCCGCCCUUCUCGUGCCCCUUCCCAGCCCCGCCCUGUUCCGUCCCGCCCCGCCGCAAGAAUGAGGCUGAAGGAGGGCAUCAACCCCCUGCUGCUGCAGGUCUUCCGCUCGGUGGUCUGGCUCUACUCGGUCCUUACCUUCCUGCCCUGGUACCUGCUGUCGGGCGCCAGCGCCAACCUGGAGCGGGCCAAGCGGGCGAAGGCGCGGUCCGCCAGCGGCCGGCCGGCGGGCCCGUACCGGGCGACCAACGCCAUGCAGCGGCUGGCGUCCACGCUGCACCCGGCCUGCGACACGCUGGACAAGGUGUUCGAGUACGCCGUGCGCCGAUUCCCCCGCCGCCACUGCCUGGGCACACGGGAGGUGAUCAGCGAGGAGGACGAGCCCCAGCCCAACGGGAAGGUCUUUAAGAAGGUGAUCCUGGGGGAGUACCGCUGGCUGUCGUACGAGGAGACGUUCCGGGCCGCCGAGCGCUUCGGCAGCGGGCUGGCGGCGCUGGGCCAGAGGCCGCAGCACAACAUCGCCAUCUUCUGCGAGACGCGCUCCGAGUGGAUCAUCUCCGCCCAGGCCUGCUUCAUGAACAACUUCCCCCUCGUCACCUUGUACGCCACGCUCGGAGGACCCGCCAUCGCCCACGGUCUGAACGAGACUGAGGUCACCCACAUCAUCACCAGUAAAGACCUGCUACAGACCCGGCUAAAGGCCAUCCUGUUUGAGGUGCCCAGACUUCAGCACAUCAUUGUAGUGGACGAUAAGCCCACCUCAUGGCCUGGGUUCCCCAGGGGCAUUAUGGUGCACAACAUGGCGUCUGUGCAGGAGCUGGGAGCCAAGCCUGAGAACAUGUCCAGACCGCGCAUACAGCCCAUCCCCUCCAGCAUAGCCGUCAUCAUGUACACCAGCGGCUCCACGGGGAUCCCCAAAGGCGUGAUGAUCUCCCAUAGCAACCUCAUCGCUGGCAUCACAGGCAUGGCAGAGAGGCUCCCGAACCUCGAGGAGACGGACACCUACAUAGGGUACCUGCCGCUGGCCCACGUGCUGGAGCUGAGCGCCGAGCUGGUGUGCGUGUCUCACGGCUGUCGCAUCGGCUACUCCUCCCCCCAGACGCUGGCCGACCAGUCCACAAAGAUCAAGAAAGGCAGCAAAGGAGACACGAGCAUGCUGAAGCCGACCCUGAUGGCCGCGGUGCCGGAGAUCAUGGACCGCAUCUACAAGAACGUGACGACCAAGGUGGACGAGAUGAGCCGGCUGCAGCGGACUCUCUUCGUCCUCGCCUACAACUACAAGAUGGAGCAGAUCUCCAAGGGUUACACCACACCGCUGUGUGACCGUCUGGUGUUCAGGAAAGUGCGCUCUCUGCUGGGCGGGAGGAUCCGGGUGCUGCUGUCGGGCGGGGCGCCCCUGUCUGCCGCCACGCAGCGCUUCAUGAACAUCUGCUUCUGCUGCCCCGUGGGGCAGGGCUACGGCCUGACCGAGACCUGCGGGGCGGGCACCAUCAGCGACAAGUGGGACUACAGCACCGGAAGGGUGGGCGCGCCCCUGAUCUGCUCCGAGAUCACCCUGAAGGACUGGGAGGAGGGGGGUUACUACAGCACAGACAGGCCCCACCCCCGCGGGGAGAUCCUGAUCGGAGGUCCGAACGUCACCAUGGGCUACUACAAGAACGAGGGCAAGAACCGCGAGGACUUCUUCUUGGACGAGACGGGCCAGCGCUGGUUCUGCACGGGGGACAUCGGCGAGUUCCACCCCGACGGCUGCCUGAAGAUCAUAGACAGGAAGAAGGACCUGGUGAAGCUGCAGGCCGGGGAGUACGUGUCGCUGGGGAAGGUAGAGGCCGUGCUGAAGAACUGCCCCUUCAUCGACAACAUCUGCGCCUACGCCAACAGUGAGGAGUCCUACGUGAUAAGCUUUGUGGUGCCAAAUCAGAAGCAGCUGCUGGCCCUGGCGCAUCAGAGAGGGGUUCAGGGCUCCUGGGAGGAGAUCUGCAAUAGCCCAGAGAUGGAGAAGGAAGUGCUGAGGAUCAUCACAGAGGCCGCCAUCGGAGCCAAGCUGGAGCGCUUCGAGAUCCCCAGAAAGAUCCGCCUCAGCGCGGAGCCCUGGACCCCGGAGACGGGCCUGGUCACCGACGCCUUCAAGCUGAAGAGGAAGGAGCUGAAGUCACACUACCAGGAGGACAUAGAGAGGAUGUACGGGGGGAAGUAGGAAACGCAGACAGGAUCCCGGGCCUCCUUUUGUCUCCCACCCUGACACACCAAGCUCCUAUCAAAUGGGGAAAUACUUGAAUCUGCUUCUUACACGCCAGACCAAAAAAAUAAAUAAAAAAACGAAACUGAAACAUGAAGUGACGAUGGAGAAGGGGGAGGAGGCAUUGCAAUGUGUUGCCAUAUAGUUGGCUGUAUGAUGUGUCCUCUCCUGGUUGGUCACAAAAUGUGUCCUCGCCACGUCAGCUGUAUAGCCUCUCCCACAGUCAGCGACAUCACAGAGAGGUCUUUGCCAAGGCGAGACACACAGAUGUGUGUUUGUAAAUGAAGUCGUCAUGGAAACCCCUAUCCCUUCCUCAUCCAAGGAUAUUCAACAGCCAGGCAUGAGAUGUGAAAUUAUUCAGCCUUGGCCUUGUAUGGUGGAGCCUCUAAUGUCUGUCCAUAUUUCACUUUGUGCAGGGAUAUGUUGUAUACUUGGUUUGUUUGGUUAGUUUGGUCCAUUUAUUGUAUAUCCUUUGAACCUUAAGCCAUGGAAUAUUGUACACAAAUAUUUUAUUAUGGUUUCUGUUACUGUAUUUGAUUUUGUUUGGGGGGGAAAAAAUGUCAUGUUGCAAUAAGCUCUUUAUCUGAGUUUCUCGUUUUUUCUUCGUCCUGUGAAUGAUCGUCCUCAAGGAGUGACAGUUUCGCACUCGAGGAGACUUGACUGGAGAAAUGUGUGCACCUACACUGAAGGGUUUGUGUGUCUGCUCUGAUUGCAAGAGAACAGAACGUUCUGUUGAGGUUUUGGUCCAUAAUUAAAUUUUGUCUGUUACAUAGGACUUAUGUGAAAUCAGAAAUGAUGAGGUCAAACAACCCACCUUGUUCAAGGUGUGCUACCAUUUGAAAACAGAGGAUUUGCAGAUUGCAGCAAAAAAACAGGGCCUUGUACCAUCCUGCACAGCAUCAAAAUGAAGGUGUGUUUUCAUUGGCCAAAUAAUUAUUCUUUUACUGCAUGACCUGAUCUUAUUGGCCCUUCUGUGAACCUUCCUUCUAAACUCCAACCAACAAGAGGGUGGAGAAGUAGUGGAAGCCUUACACUUUCUGGUCAUCUAAAAACAAUCUGCGUUCAGCCUGUUUCUAUCUUCUGUGAAGUUGACACGCCUAUUUGGGUCACCCCAUGGACACUUUUCAGUUUUAAAUGCACAAAACACUUAUUUGUUGUUGCCCAGAUUGACUCACUGGUAUUGUUCCUAAUGGCCAGAGUCCACAUCUGCAGUACAGAAUACAUUCUCAGUGAUGACCAAUGUAGCACAUGAAUGUUUUCCUUGAAGUUGAAAGGUACUUUGUUUUGGUUAUUAUGUGCAGUCUUUAUUAUAGCAGUCUAUACUAGUCUGGUGUGUUGGAAGUACAUUUUAAUGUUAUUGCUCAUGAUAUCAUGAUCUGAUUUUUAAAAAAUAAUAUUAGUUGAAUGUGCAAUAUACACAGAUCAUUAUUCUCAGCCAAAAUGAACACACAUGUUCUUUGUGGGGCAUGAACAUCUGUUUAGUGAGAGAACUAAAAUUACAGUUUACCACCAUGGUUUUCAUGUUUAUAAUAACAAGAACUAUGUAUAUUAUGUAUAUUGAUAUGGUUUUAAAAAAAUAAGUUUUGCAUGAUUUUAGAACAACUGAAAAACACUAAAUCUGCAUGUGUAUAAUUGGCGAAGGCUGUGGUUUCGGACUUGUGCCUGAACAGAUGGAGAAUUUGACUUUUCGAAUUGAUACUCUAAAUCACCGUUUCUGUUCAUACACUGAAUCACUUAAGAUAUUUUUUUCUUCAAGCACUCCCAAAUAUCUGCUGUGGCUGUAUCCUUUAAAGUAUACAAAAGAACAUCAUGUAGUGAGAGGUAUAACUGGAACCUUUAAAGCUGUUGUGGGUUUUAAAAGUUAAAAACACCGGUGAUGUUGUCUAUGGUUCCCCCAGUAUGAGUUUUUAUUUGCCUCUAUAUCAGCUCUUCAGACCGACAGUCAUCCUUAAGGUGUUUUUGUUCAGAUUUAAAACUGGGUGUAUUUACAGUAUUCCAUAUCCAGCUGACCUUAGUAGAGCACUGAUGUACAAUUUGGUCCCAAUAAAAUCUGGGCUAUGCGGGUGCUAACUGUGGCCGGGAGCACCAGGGGGCACCCCAUAGCUGCUCACAGCAAUACCCAGGGAGGGAGGAUGCAACUAUCUGGGUCAUGCCUUGCUUCGAUUAGUUAUUUACCGUUGCUAGUUGAACAAUCCUCAAGUACAGAAACUGCACAGCUCAGCUGGAUUGCAAUAAGGAAAGUGCCAGUAUAUGGCUACACACACUUAAGUGAAUGAGGGUGCUACAGUGCACUUCCUUUAGAUUGUCCAAUUGGGGGUAGAUGCACCAAUGGGACAAGCAUACAGUUAUAAUUGGGCUAUUCAAAUUGGGGAGAAAAAAUGGGGCCUAAACAAAAUUGCUUUAAAAUAAUAGUCUGUUGUGCCAGUUAUACAUUGGGGGAAAGGACAAUGGGGGAAAACUUCUUCAGCACUCUAAGCUCUACACCAAACAGCGAUUUCCAAAACGUUGACAUCAUGAGAAAGUGUCUUUGUACUGCUUGAUAUAUGUAGUUGCCUUGUUAUAUUGUAUUAAUUUAGUUCAUAGUAAAAAUUUAACAGUAUAUUUAUGGGAGAAUGUUUAUAUUCAUCAAAUUCAGUGAGGUUAUGCUCUGUUUUCCAAACCUUUCACAGGAUUAAUAUGAAUUCAGAUGCUGGACAAGAUACAACGAAAUGUCAGAAAAAAUGUGCAAAUUGUCACUCCUUUUUCCUUGUACUGUAAAUAAAGUGGGGCAGUGAUCAAAAUUCACAGGUGAUAGCAAAUGUACAGAUAUAAUCUUCAUUCUACCUGAUCUUUAUUAUUUUAACCAGUUUUUUGUUGUUUCUCUCUAAUUUGGGGGGUGGGGGGAUUGCCCAUGUUUGCUUGCAGAAGCUUUGCCUUGUAACAUACUGCAGGCCAUUGCCAAUGCAUCCUACUUUAUUGAACUGUAAAUUGGCCUUGGAAAGAUGUUAUAAAAAAUAAGUGUUUGCUUGGUCUGAA